AUGGCAGACGCAAGCGACUUGUUUGAUUCGUCAUUGGAAGCAGUAAGAGAUACACUUUCGAUUGAUGAUCGCGCCUCCUUCCGCAAGUUUGCCAACCAUACGGCGAUGAUUGGAGAAAUAAGAUUGAUGAUGGUGAGGCAUGAGCACAAAAGCAGACUGACUGCUUGCUGCCGCAAGAUUGCCACCUUUUCCAAAGCGUUUGAGCCAUACUUCCAAGUCGUCGGUAUCUUCGUUUCGAUCAAACCAGAAUGGGCAGCUUGGUUCUGGGGAUUGAUUCGAAUUGUAUUCUUGCUGGGAAGCAACCUCGUCAAAUUCCUCGAGAAUGUCAGCGAUAUGUUUGAACGUAUUGCGUUCACCUUGCCACAAUACCAGACCUGGUUCGACAUAUGCCGGAGAGGCAUUGAUGCAAAGGACAACGAUCGCCUUGGGCAGGCAAUGUCCUUUAUUUAUGCGGACAUCAUUGACUUUUCACUCCAUGUGUAUCGUAUUUUCUCAAGGAUACAACGCGGAUCAACGCUCAUCAGAAGAACCACAAUGAGCGGAAGUUUGUUAUGGAAGCCAUUCCAGUCCCGCUUUCUGGACGUACUUGAGAGAUUGGAAAAGCACCAAGCAUGGUUUGAGACUGAGACUAUGAUUCAGCAGCAUGACUUAAUUACCCGACACCACGAAACAUUCCUUCAGUAUUUGAAGACAGCGGAAGAAAAAACAGCCGCGGAAACGCGGAAAGACCUCGCUGAACAGGAAAAAGCACAGGCAAAGCAAGUCGCCGCCAUAAGAGACUGGCUAUCAAGUCCCCGAUACCGUGAUGUCUACGAGCGUACCAGACAUUCCAUACACCCUAGUAGCGGUCAGAACUUUCUGCAAAGUCCCAGAUAUCUACUGUGGCGAGAUGCGGGUUUUGGUCACAAAGGCGCAGGGAGUAUAGACGAAGCAAGGGAAGACUGGCUGCAGCGAACGUUAUUUAUUCAGGCUAAGCCAGGGUUUGGUAAAACCUUCAUCUCAUGUCUUGUUAUCGAUGAUCUGUUGGAGAACGGCGACGCUCUUGUCCCGGACGAUCAAGAUACUCCAGCAGUGGCCUUUUUCCAUUUCUCAUCCACCGACAGGUGGGCUAGCCGCAGCCCAGUAGAUGCACUGCAAUCUAUUGCUUCCCAGUUGGUCAACUAUCACAGGAGAAACAAACUAACGAUUGACGCACUCGAAAUCCUCAUGAACGAGAUUGGCAGUGGGCAGCAUCAGGCUUCGAUGGACGAUGUUCUCGCAUUGCUGGGAAUAUUAUUACGACAACAUCCUACAUUUCUUGUUAUUGAUGCAGUCGAUGAGUGCGAAAAUGCCGUUACCUUCUUAGAGCUUCUGAAAAAGCUCUGUCGGUCGAAUGAUUGUCGGGUACUGUUGCUGAGUCGUCCGACUAUCACACUUCCUCUAUGGUUCACCUCGUUGAAGUCAGAGGAUGUUGAGAGUUGUGUUUUUUCACUCCCAGUAUCUCUCAAUUUCUCAGACAUCAAGAGCUUCCUCGACCACCAUCUCUCCUGCAUGGCUGACGGUCAUUUAUUUGGACUCGAUGAGACCAUAGACCUCGAAACUAUCUCGGUCGAUCUCACCAACAAUGCAAACGGAAUGUUUUUGUGGGCGCGUCUGUUGGUUAAUUAUCUUUAUUGCUCUGCUGUUACUCCCCUCGAGCGCAGAUAUGCAUUAUAUAACCCUGCAAGACUGGAAGGGCUGGAACAACUCUAUGAUUGCAUUCUCGAAGUUCUGGGAAAAUCGAGCCAAAAAGAGCAAACUGUCGCCGGGAAUGUCUUCCAUUGGAUCUCUGAUUCCCUGAUUCCGCUCAAUACACGGGCAAUGCAUACAGCCCUGGCGAUAGUACCGGGCACGCCAACGAACAAGUUGCACUACCUGAGUGAUUUUCCUGACUGCAUUCCGAUAAUUACUUGUGCGUUGGUCGAGAUCACAGAUGAUGCAAAUCUUUCUUUUAUCCAUCUGUCCUUCAAAGAAUACCUUGAAUCAAAAGAUGGUGCCUUUUCUCUCAAGGAUAAGGCGGUAGUCAACAUGCAUCUCGCAAUGCGAUGCCUUUCAUUCCUGGCCUAUGAUGUUCCUGCCAAGCCUCUCCAGCAGCCAAAGAGCAAGGUGGACGGUGACACUCCUCCACAGGCAGGCUGCGACCACCGGGAAGCAACGAUGGCAGAACAAGAACAGAUGUUGCGAUCAACUGCUCUCGAAAACAUGGAAAGGAAAUACCCCCUUCUUCGCUACGCAGCCCUUUCUUGGUAUACCCACCUUCAACGGGCUCAUCCCUUCGUCACUCCUGCGGAAGCCCAAAAGCUUUACAAUUCUCAGAGUGAGGGACCAUCAAAUACUUUGGAAAGAAAUGAUUCUUGGAUUCCGAUUCUGGCCCGUUUUCUGGUCCGGCGUUAUUCGGUCACAAUGUGGGUUGAAGCUUGUUGCGUUUUCCGAUUUCUACCUCGCCUGAACAAUCUCGCCACUGUCUUUGACUGUUUGAUGUAUUUUGGGUCGGCGGAUACCGCAGCUGGCCGUGAGUCCUGGUGGGUUGCACACAGCCUCCAACAGCUUGCUGGAGCGGUUGAACAUCUUCACGAAAGAUACAACGAAGCACUCAUGGAAAACCCUACACUAAUUUGGCAAAGUCAAAUUACGACCGCAAUUGAUAGGACUUUCUGGCCAGUCUGGGAUCAAAAGGAUGCAUGGAUUUCCCCCCAGGCGAACGGGCGCGAAGGCGAUGUGAACUCAGGCUUUCGACCGGAUUACCGGAAUAUCCAGGUUACGAACGAAGUCACCUACCCUACACCAGAGGGGCGUUGGAUUAUGAGGUAG
Penicillium samsonianum is the source of this 2829-nucleotide messenger RNA. RefSeq lists its product as uncharacterized. The record is from RefSeq and is a predicted model, not a curated record. The transcript has 6 exons. Bases 1 to 2829 code for a protein of 942 amino acids. NCBI's taxonomy places the organism in Eukaryota, Fungi, Ascomycota, Eurotiomycetes, Eurotiales, Aspergillaceae.